AUCAAUGUCGCUCCGGCGCUGAAGCCAGUGCGCCGGUCGGUCUGGGAAUGAGCGCAACUUCCACACGCUGCUGCUUCUUUUUAUUCUCGCAUUGGAAAGGCAAACGCCGGGAGGCUGCUUUCAGAGCCAGACCCGGGAUGGGCUCUCUGGCGGCUCUGCGCACCGUCCUGGUCCUGGGUUUUGUGACCGGAAUGGCGGGAUGUGUCCCCGGCCUGAACGGGACAGCGGACCGCUGGGAGGCCCUUUACUCCCGGUCCCUGGCGCGGAUCCCGGGGGAGAAGCGGGAGGAGGUCAGCCGGGACAGCGACUACCUCCUGGGCAUAAAAAGGUUACGGCGCCUCUAUUGCAACGUGGGGAUCGGCUUUCAUAUUCAGGUGUUACCAGACGGUAGAAUAACGGGAGUACACAACGAAAAUCGUCACAGUCUUCUUCAGAUCUCUCCAGUGGAGAGAGGAGUGGUGACCCUGCUGGGCGUUCGCAGUGGACUCUUUGUGGCCAUGAACCGGCGAGGAAAGCUGUACGGAUCUUUGCACUACAACAACGAGUGCAAGUUCAGGGAGAAGCUCCUUGCCAACAACUACAACGCCUACGAGUCAGUAGCCUACCCGAGGAUGUACAUCGGACUGAGUAAGAACGGCAAAACAAAAAGAGGAAACCGAGUGUCACCCGCCAUGACGGUGACACAUUUCUUGCCAAGAAUCUAGUGGCCUCAUAAAUAGACUUCACCUCAAUUUGGAGACGGGGAAGUUUGGGUGGGGUGGGGGGGGACUCCACACCAUGAUGCACUUUCACUCCAAGCUUUAUGCAAGUGUAUCAUAUUUGAUUUUUUGUUAUGUAUAUUUUUUUUUAUUUAUGUUUCACAACAGUUUUGUAUUUUUUUAGGAGGGGUUGUCUUUUCACCGUGAGCGGGUAAGAGAAAGAUACAAGAUGUUAAAUGUUAUUUAUGUUUUCAUUUUCUAAUUUAUCCGAUAUUUGCUGCUACUCAAUGAAAUCCUGUCUUUAGAUGCUGUCUUUGCACUGAUGGGAAAAUAUGCAAAUACGCAGCAGUGCACAGGAGACAUUUAUGACUUUACUAUGGUUUUUUUGUAUAAUUUUUAACAAAAACAGGACCCUUGGGAGUCUUAGCCUGAAAAAAGAAAUGAGGCACGGGGGUCUUUGGUGACAGAAGUGGUACUGAUUGCUCAACGCUAGCACUCUUUUGUGUGGCACUGGAGCCUAAUUGAAACAGUAUCAUCUUACUGCUAGAGAGAGAGAAAGAGAGAGACAGAGAGAGGUGGGGAGGAAAGAAGGAGGAGCGGAGUGGUCAAAAAAAAAACACAACCUCCACUGGUCUGUUUAUAGCUUUGCCAGGGGGGGCGAACUCUGAACUUUUCUGCCGUCAAUCUCAGUCAGACCUAUAAGACUGCAGAUAGAGAGAGGCAUCCUCUUUGACAUUAUAUAAGUGGGGAAUUUGGGAGUUUAAAGGCAUGGUCAAAGCGCUGAGACGCUACAGAGAAACUGUAUCCUUGACUGUGGAAUAGGACUAUUCUUUAUUUUAUGGACUGGUCUGCCUGCUUGGACAGCAGAUAUUGUAGUUUGUGCCAAGCUUAAUAAUUCAGUAUAUUGGCCAAUAUUUGCUUGGAAAAGAUAAAGAUAUUUGAACUCAAAGACAUUAUUGCAACACAUUAGUAAAGCAUUGAAUUUGAAUAUCUAAAGGUGGCAUUAGAAAUCAAUACAUUGUUUUAUUUCUUAGGACAUUUCUCCAAAUAUGUGUCUUUCGUUAUUGAACUUAAGCCCAUCACUGAGUCUAAAACGUGGCCAUAACAGAUCAUUAAAUUAUAUGCCUUAAUAUACAAUUUUAACAGGUUAUUUUAAAAAUGAAUCUGUAUCAAUUUUUUAGGGGGCGCCACCUCGCUAGAUCUUCCCCUGUAGUGAGCUUAAAUGAGAUGUUGGUAAGCAUAUUUUUCAAACUGUGCACAGAGCCAGGCUACCUGUUUCCCCCUGUUUCCAGUCAUAGUGCUAAGCUAAGCGAACCACCUGUUGGCAGUAGCUACAUAUUUGGCAUGCACAUGAGAGUGAUAUGGAUUUAACAGCAAGAAAGCAAAAAUAAUUUCUCAAAAAUUCGAACUAGUCCUUUAAUGAUCUAGUUGAUGAUCUAGAGUAUCUCUUCCUUCAGAUUUUUUAUGGGAUUUCUCAGGCGAUACAUCAGUGUCACUCACUAAGUGCAUUUCCCCUCCAGACACUUCCUGGUGCAGUGAUAAACAAUAACACACUCAGGAUAAAAUAAGCUCACAAAUACAUUUUGUUGAGGAUACAAACUUUGGCACAAUUUCCAGUUCUCUGUAGCGUUUCCUCUCUUUUACUAAACCAACAGCCCUCAAGCUUUAACGUCCUACAGCAUUAGCUGUCCUAGGCACUAGCUCAGUUUAGUGGCCAUAUUUCCCAGAAUCCUUCUUUCUUUUCCACUGUGUCUCUCUGUUAGUUUCUGCAGUCGACUGCAGCCCAGCUCUGGUAGCCAAGUUGUCCUAGUUGCGCCUUGUCACUUUCCAGCUAUCUUUACCCUGUGAUUUACUUUUAGAAAGGAUAAUCAUGGAAGAAAUAUUUACGGACAGCUGUUGGACUGUACUAUAUACUAGGGCCAGUAACCCUAUAUUUUUCUUUAUAUAUUUUGUAAAUAUAACCUCUAAGUAACUGAAGGUGCU
Morone saxatilis (striped sea-bass) is the source of this 2681-nucleotide messenger RNA. RefSeq names its product fibroblast growth factor 4 (gene fgf4). The record is from RefSeq and is a predicted model, not a curated record. The coding region runs from base 48 to 704 and encodes 218 amino acids. Gene Ontology annotation, molecular function: growth factor activity; fibroblast growth factor receptor binding. Gene Ontology annotation, cellular component: cytoplasm. Lineage: Eukaryota; Metazoa; Chordata; Actinopteri; Moronidae. The transcript is spliced from 3 exons. Gene Ontology annotation, biological process: positive regulation of cell population proliferation; cell differentiation; positive regulation of gene expression.